AUGUUUCGCAAUCACUCCCGAGAAUCAUUCGUUGCUGUGUUGCUGCUGGUCGUUUUCCUAAAUUACAGCCUCACUCUGGUGGAUUGCUUCAUUCGGGUCAACACUCCAACUCAACAAUUCAUGGAUGAGACUAAUAGAACAAGAAUUUUCCACGGAGUCAAUGUGGUUUACAAAAUUGCUCCCUUUCACCCAGAUCGCUUCAAUUUCAAUACCAACACUUCACUCACAGAUAAGGAUUUACAAAAUUUGAGAAAUUGGGGAUUCAAUGUGAUUCGAUUGUAUUUGUCAUGGGAAGGUACUGAACCAAGGAGAGGUCAAUACAACACAAACUACUUGGCAACUUUGAGAGAUAUUGUCAGACAAUGUGAAAAGUAUGGAAUUAUGGUCAUUCUGGAUGUACAUCAAGAUGUGAUGAGUGAUUUGUUUUGUGGAGAGGGAUUUCCGAGAUGGGCCGUUCAAUAUUCCACUCCUGAUUUUCCCUAUCCAUUCAACAACAUUCAUCUCCGAAUCAAUCAAACCACUCAUGCUCCCGUUGUGAGUGAUUGUUUACAACAUGCCUUCUUUCAAUAUUAUCUCACGACAGCAGCCUCUAAUGCCUUUCAGAAUUUUUAUGAUAACAUGAAUGGUGUGCGGGAUGCUUUUGCAGAUUUUUGGAAAUAUUCAGCAAAUUAUUUUAAGGAUGAACCAAACGUGUUGGGAUUGGAAAUUAUUAAUGAACCUUUUGCUGGAGAUAUAUAUGCAGAUUUAGGCUUGUUGUUGGAUCAGACAGGAAAGGCAGAUCGUAAAAAUUUACUUCCAUUGUACAAACAAGUCUAUCAAUCGAUUCGUUCCGUGAAUAACAAUCAUUUGGUAUUUUUCGAACAAGCCGUAACGGAUUUACUUUCAUCUGGAUUUGACGAGAGUCCGUUAGGAACUCAAGACUUGGACAAACAAGUAUUCUCUUAUCAUGUGUAUUGUUUUGAUGUGAAUAGUACGGGAGAUCCCAAUAAUAGAUUCCUUUGCCAAAUCGGAGAUGAUGCCGUAUUGGGAGCCAAAGAAUAUGAUGUUAAACGAUUUAAGACUGGAGGUUUUAUGACUGAAUUUGGUGCUUUAAGUAAUUUUACUCAAAGCGCACAUGAAAUUGAGUGGAUUACAGGACUUGCGGAUGAGUACUUGAGAUCAUGGACAUAUUGGCAAUUCAAAUACUACAAUGAUGUGACCACAGCAGCCUCUCCACCAACUAUUGAAAGCUUUUAUGGACCAAAUGGAGAACUUCAAUCAAGAAAAGUCAAAGCUCUCAGUAGAACUUAUGCACAAGCAGUGUGUGGAAAUCCAACUCGAAUGACCUUUGACCCUGCUUUUUCAGAGUUUUAUCUUUCGUUUAAUUAUGUCAAAUCCCUUAAUUGUGAUUCACAACCUACCGUCGUUUAUUUCAAUCAAGAAUUUUAUUAUCCAACCGGAUUUAACGUUCAAGUGACUCCUCCCAAUGCUCUUUCAGUGAAGCAAAGUGAAAUGAAUUAUUUACAAUUUUUCGUGAGGAGUGAAAAUGUUGUAGAUGGUCAACAAAUACAAAUUCAAAUCACUAGAACCAAUUAA
This is a messenger RNA of Naegleria lovaniensis, 1575 nucleotides long. RefSeq lists its product as uncharacterized. Gene Ontology annotation, molecular function: hydrolase activity, hydrolyzing O-glycosyl compounds. Gene Ontology annotation, biological process: carbohydrate metabolic process. The record is from RefSeq and is a predicted model, not a curated record. Bases 1 to 1575 code for a protein of 524 amino acids. Lineage: Eukaryota; Heterolobosea; Eutetramitea; Acrasida; Naegleriidae. The transcript is spliced from 8 exons.